This is a messenger RNA of Orycteropus afer afer, 1546 nucleotides long. It is a transcript of the gene TMOD1, whose product is annotated as tropomodulin 1. The record is from RefSeq and is a predicted model, not a curated record. Gene Ontology annotation, cellular component: striated muscle thin filament; myofibril. Gene Ontology annotation, molecular function: tropomyosin binding. Gene Ontology annotation, biological process: muscle contraction; pointed-end actin filament capping; myofibril assembly. NCBI's taxonomy places the organism in Eukaryota, Metazoa, Chordata, Mammalia, Tubulidentata, Orycteropodidae.
AGACAGGUUCUCCCACAAUGUCGUACAGACGGGAGCUAGAGAAGUACCGGGACCUGGAUGAAGAUGAAAUCCUCGGAGCCCUAACAGAGGAGGAACUGAGGACCCUGGAAAAUGAGCUAGAUGAGCUGGACCCUGACAACGCACUGCUGCCCGCAGGCCUGAGGCAGAAGGAUCAGACGACCAAGGCGCCCACAGGCCCCUUUAAAAGGGAGGAACUCUUGGAUCACUUGGAAAAGCAAGCAAAGGAGUUUAAGGACCGAGAAGAUCUCGUCCCCUACACAGGGGAGAAACGAGGAAAGGUCUGGGUCCCCAAGCAGAAGCCAAUGGAUCCUGUGCUGGAAAGUGUGACGCUGGAGCCAGAGCUGGAGGAGGCCUUGGCGAACGCCUCCGACGCGGAGCUCUGCGACAUUGCCGCUAUUCUGGGCAUGCACACCCUCAUGAGCAACCAGCAGUACUACCAGGCCUUGGGCAGCAGCGCCAUCGUCAACAAGGAGGGACUCAACAGUGUGAUCAAACCGACACAAUACAAGCCUGUGCCCGACGAAGAACCAAAUGCAACCGACGUGGAAGAAACACUGGAGCGGAUAAAGAACAAUGACCCAGAGCUGGGAGAGGUUAACCUCAAUAACAUCCGGAAUAUCCCCAUACCCACCCUCAAGGCGUACGCAGAAGCCCUGAAAGACAACUCAUAUGUGAAGAAGUUCAGCAUUGUUGGGACGCGGAGCAAUGACCCCGUGGCAUUUGCCCUUGCUGACAUGCUCAAAGUGAACAAGGUGUUGAAGACACUGAACGUGGAGUCCAACUUCAUUUCUGGAGCUGGGAUCCUGAGACUGGUAGAAGCCCUGCCACACAACACUUCUCUAGUGGAGCUAAAAAUUGAUAACCAGAGCCAGCCCCUGGGCAACAAAGUAGAAAUGGAGAUUGUGAGCAUGCUGGAAAAAAACACAACGCUUCUCAAAUUCGGCUACCACUUCACCCAGCAGGGGCCGCGGCUGCGGGCGUCCAAUGCAAUGAUGAACAACAAUGACCUCGUGAGGAAGAGGCGGCUCGCAGACUUGACAGGGCCCAUCAUCCCCAAGUGCCGGAGUGGCGUCUAGCAUGUGGAGGGGAAGCCCACACCGUUGAACUGGACACGUUCUACUGAGAACCCGUGCUCUGCCAUGGAGACCAGAAGGCGAAAUGCCGGCACAAAAUCCUUUUGUGGUUUAGUUCUUUAUGCACUAAGAUGUUAGGUUAACUAGUGGUUGUAGUUGAAAUUUUAUAAAACAUGGUUAAUGUGAAGUUUUUCUUUAGUCACCGAAGUUCAGUCUAGUUACUUUGAAACUCUAAGAAGCCCUCAACUGGCCGGUUUCACUGAAGGUGGAGUUAAACACUAGCAGUGACCGAGCCCCAGGAGCCCGGUUCUGGUGGCCUCGCCGUGGUGGUUCCAGGUGUGCUUUAACAGGCCAGCAAGCAGCGCCUCUUCCACGUGGUUCGAGAAGGCUGACAAGAUACUUUAUUACAAAUUUGAUCCCAGCUACUUAGCAAACGAGAACAUAAUUUUUUA